ACACUAAUUGAUGUGUAUGCACUGAGAAUCUUGAGAAUAUCCAUCAAGCCCUCUUUCCAACCAAUCAACACAUUGGAAGCUUAUAAAAUGUCGACUAUUGCCCUCGAAUCCCUCACCCUCCGCGAGGCCAUCACCGAUGCUCUCUAUCGUUGCAUCGUCGGCCUUGACACCGCUGACUUCGCCCUAUUCAAAUCCGCCUGGCUAGUGGACGAUCCUGAAACCGCAUUCGUGCUGCUCGAUACUUCAUUGAUAGGAUUCGACAAUAUCAAUGAGCAUAUGUACAAAAAGAUCGCUCCGUUGCAAACUACCCAUACGACUAGUAAUAUCCGUAUUGAUGUGAAAGACGGCGCCAAGGAGGCUACUGCGACCUCGCAUUUUAUUGCGCAGCAUUUUCGUGAGGGUGAGGGUUUGGACCCGACAACGAAGCAUUUGUUGACUGGAGGAGUGUAUUUUGUUGAUUUCGUCAAGGAUGAUGCUGAUGGAUUGUGGAAAGUGAAGAAGUGGGAUGUCAGAGUGUCUUGGCUUGAAGGGGAUGCGGCAAUUGUGGGGAGGUAAUUGUGCAGCGAUUACAUGUAUUGAUGAUGAGAAAAUAGACUAGACUGAAACUUGCGGGGGUUGAUUUUCUUACAAGUAUAUCUUAUUAUUCAAAAUAGAUCUCAAUAACUACGCGGAGUGGAUUAUUUCCGAUUAUAACCGUGGAG
Talaromyces proteolyticus is the source of this 701-nucleotide messenger RNA. RefSeq lists its product as uncharacterized. The coding region runs from base 88 to 555 and encodes 155 amino acids. The transcript has a single exon. The record is from RefSeq and is a predicted model, not a curated record. Lineage: Eukaryota; Fungi; Ascomycota; Eurotiomycetes; Eurotiales; Trichocomaceae.